This is a messenger RNA of Penicillium brevicompactum, 1857 nucleotides long. RefSeq names its product putative AP-3 adaptor complex subunit mu. Gene Ontology annotation, cellular component: clathrin adaptor complex; cytoplasmic vesicle. Bases 1 to 1857 code for a protein of 618 amino acids. The record is from RefSeq and is a predicted model, not a curated record. Gene Ontology annotation, biological process: endocytosis; intracellular protein transport. The transcript has 3 exons. Lineage: Eukaryota; Fungi; Ascomycota; Eurotiomycetes; Eurotiales; Aspergillaceae.
AUGAGCGGCGAGAUCGAUGCCGUCUACAUAUUCGACGAGCAGAAUGCCCCGCUCGUUGAGCAUGUAUAUCGAUCCCGCCCGCCUUCGGCCUCCGCCAUCCUGCCCCUCUACCUUGCCCAUGCUGCCCCACGCCCUUCUCUACUGUACAUUCCCAGUGCUUCACCGCCGGUAACGGUGUUCUCAACGGUUGAGUCAAACUUGUUGUUUCUGGCGAUAAGCGAAGUCGACACGGAACCACUGCUCGCAUUAGAGUUCCUGCAUCGAGUGAUUGAUGUACUUGAGGACUUUGUUGGGGCACCGCUGCUAUCAACUAAGAUCCAAUCAAACUAUGAUGUUGUUGCGCAACUGCUCAGUGAAAUGUGUGAUGGCGGAACGAUAUGCAAUACCGAACCGAAUGCCUUGCAACAAGUUGUUGAGGUUCCCGGCUGGAUGGGCAAGCUACUAGGUGGAAUUGGUGUUCCUGGUACAUCUACACCAACUUUGGGUUCGAGCAACCCUCUGAAGCAAUCACUCGCCGCUGCCAGUGCAUCGCAAGGCCCUGCCAUUCCCUGGAGGCGCCCCGGUGUUCGACACACAUCCAAUGAGCUCUAUGUCGACAUCAUCGAAUCAUUGAAUGUCACCAUGGCUCCCUCUGGACGAUUACUCUCCGCGCUAGUCUCCGGAACCAUCGCAUUUACUGCGAAGAUCUCAGGGGUUCCAGAUCUGCUACUUUCAUUAUCAACACCAGGUGGUCAGCAUGCCCUUGGCCGCAAGAUUGAGCUACCGGUAUUUCAUCCAUGUGUUCGACUAGCUCGGUGGAAAGAACGGCCUGGAGAGCUCAGCUUUAUACCCCCAGACGGACGAUUCAUCUUGGCUGGCUACGAGGUGGACCUCCUUCCUAUAGACCCUGAUCUGGAUGAGGCACCAAGUCAUAUGGAAAAGCUUUUCCUGCCUGCGAUUGUAGACAUUCGCAAGUCACUAGGAUCGUCCGGGUCUGAAUUCGAAGUUCGGUUGACACUGAACACGAAUUUCCCUGGUCAAAGUUCGUCCUCCCGACCUGGGGUCGGUCGAAAUGGAUCAGGUUCAUCAACGCCAUCAUUCCUAGGCGGCGGAGGUGGUAACUCUGCCCCGGUGCUCGAAGAAGUUGUCGUUAAUGUACCAAUAUCCAAAUACGUCAGACAUAUCACGGAUAUGCAGGCCAGUCGUGGUGAUGCCCAAUUCACCCACUCAAGCGGCCUCCUUGAGUGGCGGAUUCCCACCGGCAAGGAUGCCGGAUCAUUAUCUGGGACUGCCACAUUACGCUGUACAGUCUCGGGCUACCCCUCGGCCGACGAUGACCUCGACAGUCUCGAGGACGCCGAUGAAGACGCCAACGCCAAUCUCCUACAGGGCUACUACGAGGCCCCGACCUCAUACAAUGACGCAUCAGCCAGCACAUCCAAGAAAACCCGAUCUUCCGACCCCUCUAAACGCAAAAAGAAGAAGAAGAAGUCGACAAAGAAGUCGCGCUCUGCUCUGCACCCAGAGGACGCCGAAGAGGACCCUACCCAGGCGACUUCCCCAUCGCCCAGCCACUCUAAACCCCAGACACCUACGCCACCACCCCAAACUCAAUCAUCAAACUCUCAUCUCCCUGCAUUCUUUGCUCCAUCUACAUCCCGCCCCGCUCGCAGAACCAAGGCUCAAGUCAACGCAAGCUUGAUGCCAAAUUCUGCAUCAGUCUCCUUCUCCGUGCGAGGCUGGCUACCUUCGGGUAUCAAAGUUGACAGUCUCAACAUUGAUCAGCGCCGGAGUCGUGGCUUGGGCGAGAGUGUCAAGCCUUACAAGGGUGUCAAGUACCUUUGCGUAAGCAAUCGCGGCGUGGAACGGCGCUGCUGA